Dovyalis caffra is the source of this 1413-nucleotide messenger RNA. The record is from the annotation of a GenBank genome assembly. Lineage: Eukaryota; Viridiplantae; Streptophyta; Magnoliopsida; Malpighiales; Salicaceae.
AUGAUGCAACCAUACGUCAUUCCUCGCUUCAGCAGCAUAUGGACUAGAAAGAAUAUUCAGAAGAUGAUUCUCCUUGUGAGCGUAGUCUUUGUCGUGAGCCAGUUAAAUCUGUUGUGGUUCAUUCCUCAGUUUAAAGAUUCUCUUCCUGGUGGAGUCAGAGCGCCCUCUGGUAAGGUAUUAUUUAGAGGGCUCCCUCCUCAGUUUAUGGAGAAUGGUCCUCUUCCUGGUGAAGUUGGAGCGCCUCCUCCUCAGAACAAUUCGAUUGGUAGCAUCUAUCACAGAGAAGCAUUUUUCUUGCCGAAUUAUGAGGCAAUGAUGAGGGAUUUGAAGAUCUUUGUGUACCCGAAUGGAAUUCCAACCGAACGUUAUAAUUCAAAAGACAAGCUCACGAGAAAAUAUGCAAGCGAACAUCAAUUCAUGAAGAAUCUUGAACGAACUCGGUUCUUCACAUUUGAUGCUACUAUAGCUAAUCUCUUUUUAAUUACCUUUUCUUGUAUAGAAAAAGGAGGCAAGAAGAAAGUUAUCGACGAUCAUGCUGAGAAUCAUGUCAAGAAUCAUGUCAAGAGCUUAAUUUUCAAAUACCCUUAUUGGAAUAGGACUUUAGGUGCUGAUCAUUUCUUUUUCAGUUCCCAUGACAUUGACAGCUGGGAUACUGAAGAAGUUCCAUUUUUCAAGAAGAAUGCAAUUCGGCUUGUCAAUUCACCAAGUUAUGAUUCCAAGUAUAUUCCGCGGAAAGAUAUUGCCCUCCCGCAGACACUGGAGCUCUCUCUUCCUCCUGAUGGGGACGAUGUGUGGAGCAGGUCAAACGUGAAGUCUCGCCCUUCCCAGCUUUCCUCAAAGAAGAAACAACCUCCCAGGACUAAACUUGGUUUUUGGGCGGGUUUCCCUAACUCAGAUGUAAGAAAGAAUCUUCAAAAUUUUUAUAAAGGUGUUCCAGAAUUUGACUUCCAUUUCAUCGACAAAAUGAAAAAGGCUAACGUACUAGAUGAUUAUCAAAAUGAGCUAUAUGGGAAUAAGUUUUGCAUUUGUCCUCGGGGGAAGAAUCAAGUCGGUGGUGUUUGCUUAACAGAGUCGAUAACUUUUGGAUGUGUACCUGUUAUCUUGUCCGACUACUAUGACUUGCCAUUCAAUGACAUUCUUGACUGGAAUAAUUUCUCUGUAAUCAUCAAGGAGGACAAUGUUCCCAGCCUAGAGAAAAUUCUUGAAGGCAUACCAGAAGACAAGUACAAGAAAAUGCUUCAAAAUGUUCUUCAGGUUAGAAAGCAUUUCAAUUGGAAUUCCCCUCCAGUCAAGUACGGUGCGUUUCACAUGGUAAUGUAUGAGCUAUGGCUGCGCCGACACACCAUUAAGUCAGCUGUGGAAUCUCGCCCUUUACUGCUUUCCCCAAAGAAGAAACGGUCUCGCAGGUCGUGA